This is a messenger RNA of Saccostrea cuccullata (small rock oyster), 997 nucleotides long. RefSeq lists its product as uncharacterized. The record is from RefSeq and is a predicted model, not a curated record. NCBI's taxonomy places the organism in Eukaryota, Metazoa, Mollusca, Bivalvia, Ostreida, Ostreidae. The transcript is spliced from 6 exons. Bases 83 to 997 code for a protein of 304 amino acids.
UAUCAGCAAUAAUAUUGGAAACAUAGAUGAUUGCAGGCAUACUGAAGCAGACAUUGUCUUUCUCCUGGACGCUUCCUCUAGUAUGAGGCCGGCUGGUUUUUCAGACGUCCUUCAUUUUGUGAAUAAACUUGUUGGAAAGUUUACUAUAAGCAGAUCAAACGUACAAGUCGGCGUAGUAACUUUCUCCAGCACUCCUCACCUUGAAUUUGAUCUGACCAGAUAUUUAGACGAUCAUCGUUUACAUGACGCGAUUCAUCAUAUCAGCUUCACCGCACAUGGGACGGACACAUUACCUGCUCUUAAAUAUGUUGAAAGCUCCAGUUUUGAACACGGCCGAGGAGCCAGACCAGAUGCCAGUCAUAUUGUAAUCCUUAUAACUGACGGGGUGGUUAUACAUUCCUCCCAUUAUCCAUCUCAUCAAUCCGGGCAUGUUACUCCUAGUAGCCACCACGGGCAUCUUACCCACAGCAGCCACGUUCAAGAAGGUCCAGCUGAAUUAGACCACAUCAUCGGUUUGAUGAAAACAAAAGGGAUGGAUGUUAUAGCCAUUGGUGUGAACGUGCAUAACAGUAAUUUAUUGAGGAGGAUAGCAAGGGACUUCUCUAACUACUUUACCGUCUCGAAUUCUUCAGAGCUUACCCACAGGACGAAUGCUGUAGCUCAAAGAAUCUGUGCAGGGACGCGACAAAGAAAGAUAACAACUACCCAAGUUCCGUCCACAACAAAAACCACUCAUAUCUCUACUACAAGAACCGUAAGCACAACCCCUAGUACAACUUACAAAGUAUCAACCCCCAGUACAACUCAUCAAGUAACAACCUCCAGUACAACACACAAAGUAACAACCCCCAGUACAACACACAAAGAUCUUAGCUGUGUGGACAAGGUAGACAACUGUUAUCAGUUUGAGACUUAUUAUUGCAUGCCACCGUAUGAUACAUGGGCUAGGGCGAACUGUCCGGCAUACUGCGGAUACUGUAAUGAUAAUCUAAGGUAA